Molecule: messenger RNA, 2154 nt
Organism: Phaeoacremonium minimum UCRPA7
Lineage: Eukaryota; Fungi; Ascomycota; Sordariomycetes; Togniniales; Togniniaceae
Product: putative fungal specific transcription factor domain-containing protein
Exons: 7
Coding region: 1-2154 (717 amino acids)
Biological process (GO): regulation of DNA-templated transcription
Molecular function (GO): DNA-binding transcription factor activity, RNA polymerase II-specific; zinc ion binding; carboxy-lyase activity
Source: RefSeq, a predicted model, not a curated record
AUGGCGGACCAGCAUGAGAGCCCGACGAACCUGGAGGAUCUGACCCCGGAGGAGGCCAGUCGCAUCAUCCACUCGCAUCGUAAGGUGCGCUAUGGCACCGCCUGCUGGCCAUGUCGCCAGCGCAAGGUGAAGUGUGACAACAAGCAGCCCUGCGAGAACUGCGUCAAGCGCGAGCACCCGCAGCUGUGCUCGUACAAGCCCAACCGCUCCGGCAAGAACGGCUCCGUUGCCUCUGAGAGCACGGUGCACGGCAAGAAGAGAGCCCACUCACCCGACGACAUUGACACGCGAGAGAACAGCAACGAACCCAAGCCGGAGGCAAUCCGCGCAUUUGGUAAGCCGGCACCUUUGACUGCCGUGCAGCUGACUUUCUCACCGGGAGACACAGUCGAUUCCGAGCCCGCCGAGGUCUCGCGAUAUCUCGGCCAGAACAGCAUCCCCGCGCUGCUGAGGGAGCAAGCCUCUCCCAAUGGUCCCUCAGAGGGUGUCGAACACAUUCGCCAGGACAUGCGCUCUAUUCUAGGUCUCGAUAACUCGGCGCCUUUCCCGCUGAUGUCGCAGAGACAUUUGGAGAGGCUUACUCAUGACAUCUCGUCUGAGCUACCGUCCGACCGUGAGGUGAUGAAGCUCUUCCGCACAUACAAGGAAGUCCCGCAAUUAUUUUGGGGCUUCGUCAUCGAUAUCGGUGACCUCGAGAGUCGCUUGAUGAUCUAUCUGGAGGAACGUGCCAAAAAUGCUCGCUUGAACUCGGAUGCUAGGUCCUCAAAGCCAGUCUCGGCAUCAUGGCUCGCCAUCCUUUUCGCUGUCCUCGCCGUCGGAUCGCAGUAUCACGACUCACCUUAUCAUAUAAGGACCAAGGAUUGCCAGAAGUACAUCCAGAUCUCAUUCCACUUUCUUCGCGUCGGGAAUUUCCUGCUCCGACCCAAUUUCGACUCGAUCCAAGCCCUUUUAAUGACAAGCUUUGUACUUCUCAAUGAUAUGAAAGCAGAGGCCUCCGAUCCGGAAGCACAGAAGAAGGAUCUGGUUAGGAGGAAGCUCUGCUCACCCAUGACAAACAUUCCAUGUUGCCCCAUGCCCUUGUCACCAACAGCAGAAACCAUUGGCUGGGGAUACCUGGAGGCCAUGUACGUGCUCUGCGAGAUCAUCUCACAACGCCUCAACCCAGACGCACUGGCCAUGCAGACAUAUGCCCAGAUGUUACAUAAUUCUGAAGCCGUCGAGUCUAUUCGCGUGAAGGUGGUACCACAACUCCGCUCUAAGGAGGCCUGCAAAUCAGCGAUGGAUCGUCUACAGUACUUCGCCAUUCGAUUGCACACAUCUUUCGUCAUCUCUGUGUGUUGCCGUCCCGCCCUGCGCAAGGGCGAUGGCAACCAAUUAGACACGAAGCAGAGGCAGUAUCUUGCCGAUAAGUGCAAGGAGAACCUCACGGAGACCGUCCGCAUGUUCCUCGCCAUGCACCAGCUGUCCGUCAUCCCCACCAGAUCGUGGGCCUUCACAUAUCACGGCUUAUCAUCCGCGGUUCUCCUCGGUCUGCUUGAUGAGACGAAGACGGAUCCCGAGGUCCGGCAGCUGCAAGGGGAUCUCAUCUCGGCCCUCUCGGCCACCGCAGCCAAGGAACAGCCGUCGCCGGCCCCACAUAUUCAUAAGACGGACAAAGAUAUCGAGCUUUCUGGACCGCUAUCAAGAGCUCUCACGGCACUCAAGAACAUCUAUGAUCAUGGCAGCAUUGUGGGACCCCUAAAGCAAGAGAUUGAUGGGAAGCGAUCCGGGACGCGAACCCCGAUGAAUAUGGGACAACUGGCUGCUAUGGGCAUGAAUGGCCAAGAUACGCAGAAGAUUGCUUUCCGCAAUAAUAUGCAAACGCUCGAUCCCCACCAGGAUGCCGCCCUGGCAAUGGCUGAGAUGCAGAAUGGCAACGGACUGCAGGAUUUCUCUGGCAACAUGCCGUUCAUUCCCGAUGCGAACCAGCCAGGUCUACCAGUUCCCGACCUAGGCUCAAUCGAUCCGUCCACCUACAUCGAGCCUAUGGAUCUCUACGAUUCCAUUUUCUGGGAAUCUCCGGACCCUUGGAACACCGGCAUGGACUCCAUGAACUUCGACUUCCUGGCCCAACCACCCCCAGGCCAGCCACCACAGCAACAGUUCUACUUCUAA